Messenger RNA from Cimex lectularius (bed bug), 655 nucleotides. It is a transcript of the gene mRpL23, whose product is annotated as 39S ribosomal protein L23, mitochondrial. Gene Ontology annotation, cellular component: ribosome; mitochondrial large ribosomal subunit. The coding region runs from base 113 to 568 and encodes 151 amino acids. Gene Ontology annotation, molecular function: structural constituent of ribosome. Gene Ontology annotation, biological process: mitochondrial translation. The record is from RefSeq and is a predicted model, not a curated record. The transcript has 4 exons. NCBI's taxonomy places the organism in Eukaryota, Metazoa, Arthropoda, Insecta, Hemiptera, Cimicidae.
AGUUUGUAGGUUUUCUGGCUGUUCCCAAUAGUUUCCUUAAGGACAUUUGUACUUUGUAGGUUCGCAUACUGUUUCUAAUCGUUUCCUUAAGGAUUCUGCUUUUACAAAUAUCAUGUCGACAAGAUGGUAUCCAAUUUACCAAAAAGGAAACCCCCAAUUGAGGAUAUUUCUACCGGAUUUCUGGCUUAAGUUAAUCAAGCCACACCACAAGCAGCCCAAAAAUGUUGUGCAAUUUAUGGCCCCGACUGAAAUGUCUGACGUCGAUAUAAAAAACUACCUAGAAAAAAUUUACAAAGUCCCUGUUGCUCAUGUUGAGUCCAAAAUUGAAGAAGGCGAGUUGAAAAGGCAGAGGGUCAAGGGCUAUGUUAUUAAAGGCCCUGAUUUUAGACGAGCUUUCGUCACUUUACUCGAUGGCAAUACGUUUGAAUUUCCCAACAUAUGUCAAGAAAAAGAAAAAGAAGAAGAAUCAGAAUACAAAAAGUUGCAAAAAGAAAUGGCUGAUAGCUACAAAGUGUUCAAGGAAAAGAACAAAUCACAUCCUGGCAUUCCUGGCUGGUUCGGGAUUUAAUAAUUGUAUUUGUAUUUUAAACUUUAGAAAUGUCUGGGUAAUUAUUUAAAGACUGUGUACAUAUUCAUAAUAAAUUUGUUUAGUUUA